This is a messenger RNA of Owenia fusiformis, 1974 nucleotides long. Lineage: Eukaryota; Metazoa; Annelida; Polychaeta; Sabellida; Oweniidae. The record is from the annotation of a GenBank genome assembly.
AUUGCAAGGAUCAAUCCGGGAAAUAUCGAUUCUUUUUCAGACAAGAUUCAAUAAAACAUGAGAAAAUUAUUGUUGAGAGAAAAAUUGCAAUAAAACACAUUAAUCAUACACGUUACCAGACAGUUGACUGGAAAUAUCAUCCAUAUACACCGUAACACAAAGACCUCUUGGAUAGCAACAUUAUCUUAUAAUAUCAUUGGAUUUUACAUGGAAUGUAAUAAAACGAUCGUUAAAUGAUUUAAAGCAAGACUAAAGAGAACUGUAUAGCUUUGGUGUUGAAUUGAUCAAUUCUCAGUAUAGCGGCUUGGGUUAUAGAUAAAUAACAAAGAACAUCACGUAGGGAACCGGAAAGACUUGCAUUACUGAUAGAGAACAAUAAUUUAUGCUUCAUAGUUAACAACAUUAAGCCGUAGUUAUAUGAGGGGAGGACAAUUCAAUUCAAAUACACGAGUAGGGUUACUUAGUUCUGGAUUACACAGUAGAUAUAGGAUAUAUGUUUUAUAAGAGCUUUCGAUGUCCAAGCAAAUAUGCUAUGAUGAUAUAAAAGAAAAUCCGCUCCAUAUUUGAAAUGUCCCAACUAUUAUGUGGAUGUUGACAGCUGCUGAUUGGUCACCUACAAAUAUGUUGACAUGGGUGUCACUUUGUGCUGCCCUACAGUAUCUGGUGCUAAAUUUCCAGAGAGCUGCACAUGCCCAAGUGACACAGGAUCCAGAUACAAACAGUACCACCACCAUAGACCCGUUCCAUGUGCCGAUCGUACUUCCGGAUGAUUUCCACGAGGCCGUUGAUGCCCCGGGUGCCGAAACAUUCGGAAUAACUGCCGUUAUCCUAAUGUGUGUGCCCGUAUUUUUCAUCAUCCUUCUCGACUUUCAUACACUUCAUAUGCAUUACAAGCGAAUGAUGAAGAAAAAUAUAAAGUACUUCAUUAACCAUAUCCAGCAACAGAGGAAACUCAAGGCCCAACGUUUCUCUGAUUUAGGAUCGAGUGGAUCCACCAAGACAUUCAAAAAUCACGCUUUCGAGCAAGAUGAUGAAAAGGACAUUGACGUCAUAAACACGGAUCACGAUAUUCGGUCUCGAAGUGAUUUAGGGAAUAGUCGCAGUAAUGAUAUCAACAGAAGCCGGAGCACGAGUGGAAGAUCACGCGAAAGGAGUGACCAGUCGGUCGCAUCACUACAAAGCAUGGAGAUCGACGAUGAAAUAAACCGUCCCCCGAGCAGAAAAAAUAACUGGAUGUGAAUAAAAAUUCAUUUUAGUGUGUAUGGAACAUAUCAUAUCAUAUAUUUUUGUGAGUUUAUAUAGAUAAUUUUAUUUAUUACUAAGUAUGCACCACGGCCUACCAAAUAUUGUAUAAAUAAACAGCCAUUAAAAAUAAGCUGUGUGACUCAGGGGCCUUCAACAAAAUGGCUGCCUUUAAUAAAGAAUACAAAGUGCAAGAUAAUAAUACAGGUAGUUAAGAUAAUUCCAGACUCCGGGGGAUAUUCUCUGCUAGAAAUACAUCGAUUCAUCACUGAUAGUGCUAUUGGUUCUCAAUUAGAAGGAAAUACAAUAACAGGACGAUUGAAACAUCUAACGUUGAAACAAAAGAAAUAAAUUCUUUACCAACUUCGAUCAACGAUAAACAGAUAAAUCCCUUUAUUGUUAUCAGUCGGAGAUGUCCUUAUGGAUCGAGGCUACUUGACAGAUUUUACAAAUGGGUCGAUUUUUUGGGUUUACGUAACGCUCCCUUUGUGACCUUGAAUAUACUUUAAUUGGUACCCCGUGUCUUCUUUGAACGACUAAGAGGGAGGCGAAAGAGAUGGAGCAAUACGGUUUGUCUGAAGGAGAACAAAUACAUAUUUCAUAUUUCACGAGGGAUAUACCCCAUAUCCAAAAGUGAGCAUCACAAAUACUAAUUUAUCCCAUGACAAGUAUUAUGACUGAUUUUCAAGUUCUUUCUGCUUUAGAGAUUUCUGUUUCUUUGCUAAAGCCUCU